Actinia tenebrosa (Australian red waratah sea anemone) is the source of this 4161-nucleotide messenger RNA. RefSeq names its product protein KIBRA. The record is from RefSeq and is a predicted model, not a curated record. Gene Ontology annotation, biological process: regulation of hippo signaling; negative regulation of organ growth; regulation of DNA-templated transcription. Gene Ontology annotation, molecular function: kinase binding; molecular adaptor activity. NCBI's taxonomy places the organism in Eukaryota, Metazoa, Cnidaria, Anthozoa, Actiniaria, Actiniidae. Gene Ontology annotation, cellular component: cytoplasm.
GGAAAUAAUUGAACCAAAUACUUAGGCCAAUGCCAAACAGCAUUAUACGCGGACUGAGAGAAGAAUUUAUAUUGGCUUGAAUAUUUCUUAGAAGUAUUUCUCGUUGAAGGAGCAGCAUUGUGGUCGACUGGAAUCUGUGUGCGGAUUGGUUGGAAUCGAGUUGUCGGUUUCUAAUUAUGGGGGAAUGUAAAUGAUUCAAGAAACGGACAUGUUGAUUUGGUCUCAGAGGCAUGGAGAAACGGCGAUCCAAAAUGGACGAUAAAUGAGGCGAAAUGCCCAAGAAAAAUACAUGUGAAGUGCCUUUACCUUUAGGAUGGGAAGAGGCAAAGGAUUUAGAUGGAAGAUCGUAUUAUAUCGAUCAUUCCACUAAGACAACGACAUGGAUCGAUCCUCGAGAUAGGCUUAUGAAGCCACUUACAUUUUCAGAUUGUGUUGGUGAUGAAUUACCACUAGGAUGGGAAGAGGUGGAUGACCCUCUACUUGGGAAAUACUUCAUCAACCACAAUUUAGGAACACAGCAAACAGAGGAUCCCAGGGUACUAUGGAAGGAUCAGCAGCAUAAUAUGAUCAAACAGUACCUGGAGUUGGCUCAAAAUGACUUGACUGCAAAACAAAAUGUCCUGUGUGUAAAGAAACAAAGAUUGAAUGUUGCAGAGGUUGAGGUCCAGUACUUGACUUCAGAGCUAGAAAAUAUGCAAAAUAAUACCACUAGUCAUCAACAAAGUGAUCAAUGUCGAUCAAAACACAACAAACAAAGCAGCGUUACUUCCACCUCAUCAUCAUCAACCACCUCUUCCAUUGCAAGUAAAUUUGAUCCAAGCCAACUAAAGCGAGAAAUACUGCAAGCUAAAACAAGGGUCGAGAGGCUAAAGGGCGAAAUGGAACAAGUUUGUGGGGAAGUUCAUCAAAAAGAAGAAGGAUUAAAAACCCUAGAACGAGUUGACCAAAAGCUCUCAACCAACGCACCACUGUCGGUCAGUGAACAAGAUACCCAAUGCGGUAACAAACUGACUAUGACUAAGGAAAAAGGGAAUUUGUUGAAUACCAGAGUUGAUACUAAACUUGGUAAAGACGAAAAUCACAUUAAAAAGACUUCAAGCACAGGAUCGCAAACAGAUCUGACUACUGAGUCCCAACUAGACAAACGAGAGCUAAAGAUGGAAUACAAAGAAUCAGUUAAAGAAGUACAAAGAUUACACGGAGAAUUAGAUCGAGUGGAAGAUCAGCUAAGAAAUAGUCCUACUGAUAAUGGAACUAAUAAUGCCAAUAUUACAACACUGUUGUUGAUUGAGGAGAAAGAGGCAUUACUGAGUGAGAUUAGAAGACUUGGUUCAAUGGUGAAAAGUGAAGAAGAAAAGAGUAAACUCGAAAACGAAAAAGAUAAACUAGCUGCAGAUUUAGAAUCAGCUAGAGAGUUGUCUCAUCGUGUCAUUGCUGACCGAAUGCAACUGAAAGCUGAGAAAACUAUCCUCGUUCAACAACUACAAGAACAGGCAAAGCUAACGAACCUUCUAGAAGUUCAGUUACGCAAUUUGUCCAAUAGUACGCUCUCUAUAUCAUCAUGCUCAAGUAAGGGUUCUUUAUCGACUGGGAGCCGAGGUUCAUUAUCGUCGAGUCGAGGUUCUUUAUCAUCGUUAAGUUACCUGGAGACAGGGCUGUUGAACAACAGUGAGCAGCCAAACCUCCGUGAGUUACACCAAAAAGUAACAGACAUGCUUCAUGUGUUCCAAUCUCCUGUACGAACCAGCGGGAUACCUACUAGUUAUGCAUCCACUUCAUCGCCCCAUCGUCCAAACACAUCAACCUGCUCACCCCAGAUGUCGUUCUCGUCACGUGACUCGCUUUCUGUGUCGUCACUGUCCCCACCGAUGUCGCCGUCCGCUUCUGAGCAAUCACCUGUUGCGUCACCUGUGCGCAUGUGCGUUUCUCAGGCAGAGACAACCGCUGGUCUUGAAUGUACGGAUACUGAACGAAGUAACGUUACUCAGGCUGAAGUCUUACCUGUACAGCAAAGAAUUCGACUGCUGUGCGCCGACUCCAGGUCUAGUGAAUCUAUCAACAAUCUGCCAUACACACCCCUUUCACCCAUCACAGAGGGCAUCGCUUCAUUCUCUUUGGAAGGCGGGGAAAACUACAUUCCUGCCAUCAGCACUAGACCAGUAACAGCAGCCGCUUCUAACGAGUCGGUAGCAGCAGACAGUGGCGUUUUCGAAGCCUCGCAAGAAAACCUCAAAGCCGCUCAAAGCAGCAGUGAUCUGCGCCCUCGAAGCUGUACAGACAGUGAAGAUGUGUGUCCGACAGCGCAAAUCAAUGUAGGACUUAAUUACGAAACCUCACGUGAGUCGUUAGUGGUUAACAUCGAUAGAGGGAAAAAUAUGAAGGAGUUAAAUGUGCCAGGAUCGCAUGCGGACUGUAUGGCACUCUACGUCAAAGUCGCACUACUUCCUGGAGGAGAGGCUUGUACGAUGGAAACAAAACUAUGUAAUGAUGUAAAUAACCCGACAUUUGGGGAACAGUUCUGCAUUCCUGUACCAGAGUCUAAAUUAUUUGGCAAGACACUUCAGCUCAAUGUGUGGUCCAUCACGAAGUUCAAAACAGAAGAGUUGCUUGGUGGAGCUCAAAUCAGCUUAGCGGAUUUCAACGUUAAAACACCAACGUCGUUUCGAUGGUGUAAUUUACUAAGUCACUCAUAUUUACAGCCAGCAUCGGCCAAGUCGAGUCCAAAGAAUCUGUUAUCACCUGUGUCACCCCAUCUCCCUCCUUACCCCGAGAGCAUCUCGGACGUGCUUGGUAUUCAGUACAAGCUUCGACCGAGUUCAUGGUGUUGUGGGGGAUCGUCUUUGAGUCUAACGUCAGCAGGAGGUGAAAUCAGCCCAGGACGUUGUGGAAGCCAAGAAAUGCUUCAAGACCAAGGAGAUAAGAGAAUGGCAUGCCGUAAAAUACAGCGCGAGCCCUCACAAGAAGACAGUGUAGUAAGCGGAGAUUCGCUGCAGGAUACAGAUAGUGACUUUGACAGAUUUCCCUUGGGGAAGCCAGCUCUCAAAUCGCAACGUCAAAGAUCACCUUUGACCAGAAAAUUCUCUGACCCGGAUCCUAUUGACCGAUACGCAGAAGACUCUCUGCACACAACUACAGUGCAAAGAGCGUUCGAUAUCAACCUAAAUAGAAGUAAUUCAGAUUGCACAGCUCGAAAAACAGACAGAAGUCCUUUUGUCAGACUUUCAGUUGAGAGGAGUAGCAUGAGGAGAAAAAAGCGCCCAGUAUCGUGGCAAGGUGUACAACAAUAUCAACAGUUGCAAAUGUUGCAACCAACGGCUAUGGACUUCUCGCGCAUGACAGACCCAAACUAUGAUUUUGAAUCGUUACAGUCUUUGCGUCAGGCUCAAAUAAAUGACGAUAUUAUGAGACUGAACCGAUUAAAGAAGCGUAUCGAAGAAGCACUUGCUUGUGGUUCAACCGAGAUUCCAAAAUCUAUCGAAGAAAGUGAGGAAUACCGGUCUUUACUUAGAGAUGUAGAGGCUCGAGCAUUAAUGCGAGGAGUCAGAAAUGGACGGAGAAACAAACAAACAGACUUUAAACUUCUUCGUGAAAAGAAAGCCGCCCAGUCAGCGUCGGCGCCUAAAGGGCUUAAAGUACCUCAAGGAUCUCCCGUAACGCGAGAACAACACUGGGUCUAAUGAAUAUUUAUGAGGGACAUUAUUAUGCUUCAUAGUGAAGCUCCUUGGUCCCAAUAUUGGACCAUAAUGAAUUUUGAUAUGAAUCUUUUCUACCGUUGAAAUAAAUAUUUUUGUGUGUAUGUAUAUACGGUAUUUGCAUAAACAAUAUUGCACAUACGGUAUUAUCCAUGCACGAUACGAUAUUCGCGCAUAAGCGCCGGGUACCCCUAUAUACGGUGUAUUUACGCACACAUACAUAUAUGUUUCUUGGAUAUAAGAGAUAAUUUGUUUUUGUGUUUUUUAAACGAAGCGCUAAAAGCGAAGGAAAAACUCCAGAUACUCGCAGUUUUUCUUGAUUUCACGAGAGAAAGGAAAAAAUAUUUUUAAAGAUAAAUAUGUACUUACAAAUCUAUUUUGGUUAUUGUUAUUUUCUUACUGUACAUAAUCUAUCUUCCUAAAAUAUAUAUCUUUAUCAUUAUCAUCUCAAAUAAAUACAUCAAGCGAC